Strongyloides ratti is the source of this 1242-nucleotide messenger RNA. RefSeq names its product Nuclear hormone receptor, ligand-binding, core domain and Zinc finger, nuclear hormone receptor-type domain and Nuclear hormone receptor, ligand-binding domain and Zinc finger, NHR/GATA-type domain-containing protein. Gene Ontology annotation, biological process: regulation of DNA-templated transcription. The record is from RefSeq and is a predicted model, not a curated record. The transcript has 2 exons. Bases 1 to 1242 code for a protein of 413 amino acids. Gene Ontology annotation, molecular function: sequence-specific DNA binding; DNA-binding transcription factor activity; zinc ion binding. Lineage: Eukaryota; Metazoa; Nematoda; Chromadorea; Rhabditida; Strongyloididae.
AUGGAUCCAUUAGUUUUAAAAACUAAUGAAAAAUGUCUCAUAUGUUCAGCCCCAUCAAAUGCAAUACAUUUUCAAAUAAAUUGUUGUAGAGCAUGUGCAAGUUUUUUUAGAAGAAGUGUUUACAGUAACAAAACAUAUUGUUGUAGGAGAAAUACUAAAAAUUGUUUAAUUAAUUUUUCACAUAGGCAGAUGUGUAAAUAUUGUAGAUUCCAAAAAUGUAUAAAUGCAGGAAUGCAGUUAAAAAAUAAAAAAAAUCAAAUUAUUGUCAAGUAUGAAGAAAUAAAUGAUGAUCAAUAUAAAGAAACUGAAACUUAUAGUAAUGAUAUACAUGAUAAUUAUUUUAUGGUGAAUAGCGGAUCUCCUUUUGUAAAAAAUAUGGAAACUAUGAUAUUAAAAAAUACUCAAAUAUCUUUAGAAAACCAAAUUAUUGAAUGUGACAAUUUUAAGACAGAAGAUUUUAUAAACUUACCACUUCAAUCACUAGUCCUAAUAGUAAAACAGUUCUUAUCAACAAUUAAUAGUGAUUUAACAAUAGAGAAAGUAACGAUUACAAAUAGUAUUACAUUAAGAAAAUUUAUAUUUUUUACAGAAAAUUGCAUUAAUAAUUUACUUGAAAAAUUAAAAAAUUCUCCUGAUUUUAGUGGAGUUUCUUCUAAAGAUAAAUAUGAAAUGUUUGUAAAAAAAAUUCCAAUAGUUUUAACAUUAGAACGAAUAUACACUUCACUAAAACUUUUUUCUAAAUAUGAAAAUCAAAAUUUAAUAUUAUUUUCAAAUUCAGAGGCAUAUGAUGAUAAUUUUGCAUACCUUUGUGAUAAUGAACUUAAUAAAAAUGAUAGAGAACAACUUUUCAAAUUAUUUAUUCCAUGUAAUGAACAUUUAUUUAAAUAUUUGUAUCUACCAAUGAAGAAUCUUUCAUUGGAUGAUGUUGAAUUUUCAUAUUUAAUAGGAAGUAUUUUAUGGAAAAUUAAUAUUGAUAUUGAUGUUUCUCAAACAACAAUAGAUAUUUCAAAAAAAAUUUUAAAAAGUUUUAAUGAAGAACUACAUGGAUAUUAUGUAUUUCGAAAGAAAAUAAGUAAUUAUGCCCAUCGUUUAUCACAAAUAUUAAAUAUAUUGUCUGAUUCUGAGAAACAUAUUUCAAUGAAAAAAGAAAUAUUUCUUGUGGCUAAGAUAUUUAAUGUUUUUGAUCCUUAUAGAUUUGUUGAAGAACAACUAAAAAACUCAAAUUUUAUUAAAUUUUUUUGA